AUGUCGUGGAAAAAGUCGACCGAGCUCAUGGACACGAUCCGGCAUUAUGCGAACUUCCCUGCCACGGGCGUGAGUCUACGCCAGAUGGUGCAGUUCGGCGAGAGACCGUCUGUCGGAACUCUGUUUCGAGCCUCUCAGUUUCUCUCCGAGGAGUUGCCCAUAAGAUUGGCACAUCGUGUGCAGGAGCUCCAGGAAUUGCCCGACGGGCUCGGCGACAUGCCCUCUAUCGGCAGAGUCCGGGACUGGUACGCUCAGUCGUUUGAGGAAAUCACCACUCUACAGAAGCCGUCUCUUUCGUCCGAAAUCCGCGACCGCCUCUUGAAACCGCAGAACGGAAAGAACUCACGUAUCUUGAGCGAGGCUACCAAGAACCCCAGCGUCAAUCAGGGCCAGUAUCGCUCCCAACUCCAUCACAACAACCACGAAACCGCCGAUCGAAAGAAUGCUCUCAAGCGCUACUAUAGCGCUGGCGACGACACCAACGAAUGGCCGCCAGAGCUAAACGACUACAAUACCCGUUUCUCAAAGACGCUCGAGAAGAUCAAGCGCCGUCACGAUAGCGUCGUGACCACCGUUGCUCAAGGCAUUCUAGAGUACAAGCGCAAGCGUCAACGAAUGCAGAUAGACCACAACAUCCAGGCUUUCCUCGACCGUUUCUACAUGUCCCGUAUCGGGAUUCGCAUGCUCAUCGGCCAACACAUUGCUUUGACCGACCAACGAGCUCACUCGGACCCCACCUACGUCGGAAUCAUCUGUACAAAGACAAAUGUGCGUGAUCUAGCUCAAGAGGCCAUCGAAAAUGCCCGCUUUGUCUGCGAAGAUCACUACGGUCUGUUUGAUGCUCCCAAAAUCCAGCUAGUCUGCAACCCCGACCUCAACUUCAUGUACGUCCCUGGCCAUCUGUCACACAUGCUCUUCGAGACGCUCAAGAACUCUCUUCGCGCUGUCGUUGAGACACAUGGCCAAGACAAGGAAGAAUUCCCCGUCACCAAAGUAGUCGUGGCUGAAGGAAAAGAGGAUAUCACCAUCAAGAUUUCCGACGAGGGAGGUGGCAUUCCGAGAAGCUCCAUCCCGCUUGUGUGGACCUACAUGUACACGACCGUCGACCAGACGCCUAUACUGGAUCCAGAUUUCGACAAGAGCGACUUCAAGGCUCCAAUGGCAGGGUUUGGUUACGGGUUGCCCAUUUCGAGGUUGUACGCCAGAUACUUUGGUGGAGACCUGAAGCUGAUCAGCAUGGAGGGCUACGGCACCGAUGUUUACCUUCACCUGAAUCGUCUGUCCUCCUCGUCGGAGCCGCUCCAGUGA
Messenger RNA from Aureobasidium subglaciale EXF-2481, 1308 nucleotides. RefSeq lists its product as uncharacterized. Gene Ontology annotation, cellular component: mitochondrion. The transcript is spliced from 3 exons. Bases 1 to 1308 code for a protein of 435 amino acids. Gene Ontology annotation, biological process: regulation of glucose metabolic process; protein phosphorylation. Gene Ontology annotation, molecular function: pyruvate dehydrogenase (acetyl-transferring) kinase activity. The record is from RefSeq and is a predicted model, not a curated record. NCBI's taxonomy places the organism in Eukaryota, Fungi, Ascomycota, Dothideomycetes, Dothideales, Saccotheciaceae.